Cooperia oncophora is the source of this 393-nucleotide messenger RNA. The record is from the annotation of a GenBank genome assembly. Lineage: Eukaryota; Metazoa; Nematoda; Chromadorea; Rhabditida; Trichostrongylidae.
AUGCGUGUGGCAGAUUUCACUCUAGUCGACGGCGAACUCAUGUUGUAUAAGCAAGACGGCACACAAGUGUUUGUGGUGCCGCAAAAUGCGAGACAUGAGAUAUUCCGGGAAGCUCACGCCGGACCGUUCGGAGCGCAUUUUAGUGCUCAAAAACUAUUGCAUAUCUUAUCGAAGCUAUUCUGGUCUAACAUGGCACAAGACAUCAAUAAGUGGACGAGACGAAAACUACAGGGGAAAGUCCCUACUUUCAUAUUACAUGGCAGGGAUCCUAAGGUUCCCAACAGACCUUAUUACUCAGUGCUGGACAGUCGCGAUGACUAUAAAACCGAACUGUUGCAAGGUGUAGCAAAGGAUCACGAAAGAGUGAAGGAACACAACGACCGUGUUCGUUAA